AAAUCGUAAAAACUGUAAAAAGACACUUGUGUAAUUUUUCGUAUCUAACAAUAAUUUUGCCUUUUUAUAUAUUAUAAAUCAACUGCGUACAGGCUGUGGUGCAUUUGCACCCUUCCUGCGCUCCCGCUAAGGCAGACUGAGGAAUUCUGACACUGGCAAGCAAAUCGAAAUUUAUACCCCUUCUUCUGCUUUCAACAGCUGAUUUUCCAAAAUUAAAUUCCACCUCCCCAAGAUGUGCACCCCAUACAAACAACAACAAAUGCGCAGACACAACUCGUAUCUCGCGGUCGCUCCGGAUCCGCAAAUGGGAAUUCCCCAUAUAUCCACCUCUAUGGGAUUCCCCUUUUUCUUCGGAGACGAGCCCAAGACGAGGGAAAAAAACUUUCAUCUAAUGAUCUAGAAUAGAAUGCCGAGUAUCAUGAGUACGGGUGAAACUGUUCCGUUGAGUAUCCUGCCUCCAUUGGCUGACUGUUAUUACUGUUAUUGCUUUUGUGAGGAGAAUAUAUGGAAGCUGUGUGAAAGUGUAAAAAAGAACUUCCCUAAUGAAUUGAGCAGGACGUAUGCAAUCUUCAUCUCAAACAAAGAAAGGAAGGUCCCUCUUUGGAUGCAGAAAGCAAGUGGUCAAGGAGAACUCCCUGUAGUUUGGGAUUACCAUGUGAUCCUCAUUCACAUGGAUGCAUCAUGUGGAAGUCAAGUUUAUGAUAUGGAUACUGUGUUACCAUUCCCUAUUGACUUUGAGGAGUAUGUGACUGUGGCAGUCCGUAGCAAUGAUGUUCUUAGGCAGGAAUAUUUCAGAUUCUUCAGGGUAGUUCCUGCCCAGGAAUUCCUAGAUAUGUUUGCAUCAGAUCGAUCACAUAUGAAGAAAGAGAAUGGAGAAUGGAGGACACCCCCUCCUUCUCAUCCUUGCAUCGUGGCAAAAGAUGGUACAACAAUGAAUCUAGAUAGUUUCAUCAACAUGGAGAAAGGGACAGGUCAUGGAGAGGUCAUGACCCUGAAUGAGCUCACAGCAAAGUUCAAGGACUCAAACAGCUGAAAUCAUGCCUAAAAUCUGUAUUCUAUUAACUUUGAAAUUUUGACAUUGAUUUUCAACGAGAUGACAGGCUUUUGGUUCUGUAGAGGUGGUUUCAUGAAGUUUUUUUAUGAAUGAUCUGCAUUACCAUUGGCAUGAACGGUCUUAUUAUAAGAUGACUGGAAGUGUAAGAGGACAACUACCCCUUGAAACGAUUCCAGCAUUCCUGGAACACAUCUCCCCUGGAGGAGAGCUUUUCAGAAGGCAAGUCUUCUUAAAGUACCCCCGCCCUCAAAUGACGACUCUUUCAAGACACCUUCAUAGGGCUCUUAUUGUUGAAAUUAAGGGAAAACAAUUUGCUUUUCAGCCUACUACUAAAUAGUCUUUCAUAUGUAAUACAAUUUUAAUGGACUGCUAGGAAAGUCUUUAAAUUGUGCCAGAGGCAUUCUGUAUGUUGUAUUUGUACAAGCUUGUAAUACUAAUAGCUUGAAAAUUGAUUGUAUGAAACUUCAUACAGCAAUGUCAAUGAAUAGAUUCUGUAUAUUGAUGUUUGCAAUAAGACUGUAUUUAUUGAAUCCAUGACUACUUUUUGCAAGAAAAUUAAUAGCUAGGUCUAAUUUUUGAGGGUUCAUAAUCAAUGUAGAUUUGAGAUUGUAAUGUCAAUGAGGUGUGGCAUAUAAAACCAACAUCAUGCCAUCCAUUUAUUUCAGCAAAUACACUUCCACAAAAUAAAGCUUCGCUUCAGAAAGAUAGCUGCAUCCAGCUUGCCUCAAAAGUGAGUUUGCCCAUCACCUUCACCGAUGAUUAUGAUUUACUUAUUUCUGAAUAGAGUUGAGUUGUAAUAGAUAUGAAGAGAAAUUCUGUAACAGUCACAAUAGCUAAAUACACAAAGGUAGGUUAACUCUUCAUACACCUAUCUGGUAAUUCUAACCAAUGGAGAUUUGAUUUGAUAUACCUUCACAACUCAUUUUAGGGUACAUGUAUGUGUUAAAAUGACUUCUAUGACACAUUUUAACCAGUUGACAAAAUAGACUUACCUUUCCGCUGACUUUCAAUGUUUAUGCACGUUUGAGUAGAGACACAAAAUACAAACAUGAAUCUAUUUAUAAUGACUAAUUUAUUAUCUUCUUUCAUUUCUGUAAUCCCAAUGAUUCAUGUUCAUGUACUCAAGCCAUGAUUGUGCAGGUAGAAUAAUACAUUUUGCACAUUCUAACUUUGACAAAGAAAUAGAAUUAUGAUGGAAUAAAUAUGAUGGAAUAAAAAUGGGAAAACCAUACUAUCUUCAACACUCAUCUUUAUGUGUAUAGGGUAAAUACUUGAUCUUAUGUGUGGUGUUUGUAUUAAAUAAAAUUCAAACAUCAGUUAGAUAUGUUGUUCUUAAUUGGAUGAAAAUAAUAAUGAACACAAAAGGUGAUUCACACCACAUUUCUACAAUGUUAUAAAGAUUCAAUAAACGCAUUUAUCUGUAACUUUUCACCAAGAAAGAUAGUACGAGGGGGGGGAUGUCACUUCACACAAACAGUGAAUUAAUGUUGAAAUAAAUGUGAUGUAUACUGUAUGGAAGAAAUCAUGAAAUGUAUUAGGAGUAUGAGACAAAAUUAAUGAAUUAAAUUAUAAUUGACUUACACUCUUACCAUAAUACUGUCUUUUUAUACAUGCUUACUUUGGUUUAGAGUCCAUUAUAUGUGCACUACCUGGUUGUAUUUAUAAUGAUUUUCAUUUUAAAUUUGUUAUUACAGGAUGAAUGUUCACAAAAUAUUACAAAUUGAUAUUACAAAGCAAUAAAUUGGAAUAAGUUACAAGUACUAGGACAAGUAUUUUCUCACAAAAUUAAAAAGAUAAUGAACUUAAGUUCUUAAAUGUGGAGGAUUUUAUUUGGCAGAGGGGAAUUUUAUACCAUCUAGCCAUAUCACUACAUAGCAUAAAUAAUAUAAUACUAUUGAUUUCUGUAAUAUCUUCAAUGAAAUACAAUUAAUUAUAAACAUGGAUCAGUAUUGUUUUAUUCAUAUAAAUCUAUAUAUUUUUUUUACAGAUCUAGUCACUUCAAAUUGAUAUUAUGAGGGUAGUGAGUACACAAUUUCAGUAAGGUUAAUUGAUAAAUUUUGCCUAGUGACAACUUCUGCUAUGUAAUUUCUGUACUUUUGAUAUCAAUAGAUAGGAGAGAACCUCGAUAACCACUAUUCAGGGAAUUUCCAAUAAAUUUGUCAAUUGUAAAUCUCCCAGUAUUUCAAAAUGUCUUAUAACCAUUGUACAAAUUGUGACCAAACUUAAUGAUCCCUAGUAUUUCACAACUCCCAAAUAAAUGAGAAUUAAUGUUAUUACAAUUUUGCUGUGAAAGAUACCUUGAGAAUUCCAAUGAACUGUUAUUGGUAAAACUUUGAUUGCUUACAAGAAGAUGUCCUUUUGCACUGGUAUCAAAAGCAUUACUAGUUUUCUAUUCAAUUCAUUGUAAAGACUAAUCUGCAUUAUAUGGGAAACUUGGGGUUUAUUACCUCUGUCUAAAAAAUAAUUAAUUUGAUGAUAUCUUGGAGCAGCAAUUUGUAAAUCACUUUUGAGAAAAAAAAUAAAAAAAUAAACUAAAUAAACUCUAUUUCAAACAAUAGCAGUUAUAGUGUUUGAUAUUACAGGGAAGACAUGUAUCCAAAAACCUGACAAGAUUUUCUUGAACUGUAUUGAGUACUUUCAUUGGGAUCUAGGGAUAUUUCACAAAGAGUUAUGUACGACUUAAAAAUCACAAAUUGAUUAUAUGAGUUUUGUGUGGUAUACAACACAGCACCUCAUUGGUCAGAUUGCACUUCAUAAUCAUCAUAUUGUGCUAGGUGAUCAUAAGAUUAUUACUGCAUAAUCACCAAUGAGAUUUAGUGUUAAAUACCAUGUUGGAGUUGGUGCUCAAGCAUGACUUUAAUAGUGAAAUGGCCCACUAGUUUCUAACGACCCACACAAAAGAUCUCAUAAGUUUAUGACACAUCCUCUAAGAGAUAUUUCAAACUGAUGGCAACUAGUGGUUCCAGAAAGGACUUAAAUUUCCUUCUACUACACAUCUUGAGAUUUUCUUAUGUGAUAAACGCCCACAAGUGAUAUAAAUGAUUCAGCUUUUCAAAUGAAUUAAAAUUUACAAUGGCACUGGAUUUAAGCAAAUUAGGACAAUAUCAAAGUAUUCUUUUCCUAUCGUUAAUGGUUUCACACACACAAAAAAAAUCAUUUUGAACAUCCAUGAAUGUCUAAUGUGGGGAAGGUUCAUGAAAUGACUUGUUGGUUUUUUCUCCCACAAAGUAUGUUAUUUGACAGUUACCAUAGUUACAGUCAAACACCUAUACUUUUCAGCUAAUCAUGUCUAAUUGUCACAUCUGACAACUUGUGUCAUCUGAUAAACAUUGAUUAAAUGCUCCACAGAAGGCCAAGAAUUAGGGAAAUAAAAAUAGAGAAUGCUCCAUAAAUGAGGACUUUCAACAAGUUAAAGAGAGAUUUUGACGAAAAAAACAAAUUUGAAGGACAAGAGAUUAUCAAAUUUAAAAAUUUAUCUCUCUCAUCCCUAAAUCAGGACUUUCCCUGGUAAAGUAAGGGUAAUUGACAGGCCCUUGAAACAAUAAUGGCUGUGCAUUCUACAUGUGUUUACCAAAACCUAUU
Messenger RNA from Lytechinus pictus (painted urchin), 4636 nucleotides. RefSeq names its product protein N-terminal glutamine amidohydrolase-like. NCBI's taxonomy places the organism in Eukaryota, Metazoa, Echinodermata, Echinoidea, Temnopleuroida, Toxopneustidae. Gene Ontology annotation, molecular function: protein-N-terminal asparagine amidohydrolase activity; protein-N-terminal glutamine amidohydrolase activity. Bases 407 to 1033 code for a protein of 208 amino acids. The transcript is spliced from 6 exons. The record is from RefSeq and is a predicted model, not a curated record. Gene Ontology annotation, cellular component: nucleus; cytosol.